Messenger RNA from Drosophila eugracilis, 3239 nucleotides. RefSeq lists its product as uncharacterized. The transcript is spliced from 3 exons. The record is from RefSeq and is a predicted model, not a curated record. NCBI's taxonomy places the organism in Eukaryota, Metazoa, Arthropoda, Insecta, Diptera, Drosophilidae. Bases 412 to 3165 code for a protein of 917 amino acids.
AUAGGGACAAUAUACCAUUGUAGUUUUUGGCAGAAUAAGUGGCAAUACCACAGACAAAUGGUGAUCUAUAUUGUAUCUUAAGGUGUCUCUGGACAUACCUGAUAUUCUUUCAACUUAGUUAGAUUGUUUUUGUACAUAAGCGAUAUUCUUUCUAUCUGGCAGAUGUUAACUGAAGACAUUCAAUCCUCCAUCUUAUAUAUUUUGUAUUAUCCCAGUGACCUUUGACAAAUUUCCUAUCCGUCAAGUUCGAAGUUCAUCGUUCUUUAUCACAUUUCUUACAAUACCCAUUUCCGUACACAUCGAUUUUAUUCAGGCUAGAGUUUUUUAUGUUUUUAAAAAUUAACGCGUUUUAGCCAAAUCAGUAGAUAGUAAAUAAAAUUCCUAACUCGGUUUUAACCAUAGUUUCUCAACAUGGCGCAAGCCUACGUGUUCAACGUCAUCCUGGUGAACUCCUCUUUGCCAAUAGGCCGACCGUCCGGAAUUUCGUCUGCCGGCGGAAGCCCCGUCUACUCAGUUCGGUUAUAUGAGGACUUCGAGGAGCUGACUAUGGAACGCAUUAUGGUGGAUGAGUUUCCACAAGAGCCGUUGUCUACCUUCAUGGCCAGUCCCUGUGAGUUAAUAGGAUCGCUGACCUCAAGGGGCAUCAGUGUGACUCUCAAAGAGGCCGACGAGGUAAAAGGAACGGGCACUGCCAAGCUUACCUCCUCGAUCCUGCGGCAGCUGACAGAAGCCACUUUUUCGGUUACCCAGAAAGUUACGGUGGAGCUGAUGAGUGGAAAGUAUAAAGUUGGUGUAGUGGAUCUGCUCUUUAAGAUUAGCUGUACUUGUCCGGAUGUGAACCAAAGCAUGAUUCCUUUUGGCUGCUAUGACGUGUGCAAGCCUGUGGACAACUCGAUUAACAAAAAGGAUAUUAUCUUCACCCUGGGACGCUCCGAAAAAUGUGCAACGAACUCCUGCAUCACGGAUGAGCGUCUGAUGUCGCAUGCUGGAGCGCCCUUCCAAUGUCCGCAUGUGGCGAGCCAGAAUCAGGAGCCCCAGGGCAACGUAGGUGGGGCAACCGCAGGAUGCCGUUGCUUCUUAAAGGGCAUGCAGGUGCCCCAGGAUGACGAGACGGCGAAGAAGAGGGAAAAGGCUGCUCUCAAAAAGCUCAUAGAUGAACUGGGUCUGGACAAAAUCAAAGUGCCGACUCCGCCAGGCUCACAUGAUAAGUCCCGUCGAUGGCACUGUAAGUGCAAGCCGCCAAACUCCACCUCGGACACUUCCUCCUGUGACAUCAAUGAGUUCCAACCGGAUAAGCCUCAUAAGAAGCGGAAGGCGGUGUCCUUGACCACCUCCCGGGAGCAAGCUGCUCGUCGCAAGUGUUUGGGCUCGUGUCCGGCUUUUGCACCUGAACUGAAGGAACAACCCUACAAGCCACCGCAUCUUUGCCAGCUCUGCCGUUCGGACAUAAGUUGGCUGCCAAAAAUCUCGGCUUGUCCUUACUGUGGCUACAAAACCUUCGAGGAUAUACAUCCCAGCGAGGAGCCCUACGAUCUCACGGCAACGGCACAGCAGCUGCUCAGGGACUCUCUGCGCAAGGAGUCCUGCGAACUGGGCCCCUCUCAGGAUGAGGAUGACGAGGCGAUGGGAGAUAGAAUUAAGAAAAGCCAGCUCGACGAUGAUCCCAAUGUGAGCAAGCCAUGUGGCUGCCUGGGCGGCAAGCCCUGCACUCGAUGUCGCAUCCGCAAGCUGUGUGAUAACUUCUUCAAUGAACACGAGAAUAAGGCGCAGCCUGUCACGCUGCCACAGGCUCAGCCAGGAGCUGCAACCGAACCCUUGCAACAAAAUCAGCUUAAGAAAACCAACUCCGAUGUCUCACAGCGUCGCACUCAACUGAUCUCCAUCUUCACGGAGAUGCGUAAUAUGUACAGCAAGAAGAAGGGCGCCGAUGAGGCUGAAGCAGCGGCCCAGCAGCUGAGGAAGGAAUGUGAUGCAGCCUGCCGGAAUAGCAAGUCAGCCAAGGCCCGCAGAAAGGCUAGGAAGUCACUGCAAAAGGCUCUGGACGAGAUCGACAAGGCCUAUCCCAAGCCACCCAAAGUCAGGUCUAAGAGCAAGGGUAUUCACCGCAAGAAGUCCCGAUGCUAUACCUUCUUGAAGAUUCAGAGGAAGCAAAAAGAUCCUCGCAUAGGUCAUGUGGACUGCAUCUCGGACAGCAACUAUACUGGCUAUUGCAAGGUGCCCAGCCAUAUGGGUUGGAUGUGGACCAAGAGCGAGAUGGCGCGCCACAAGUCCUGGCGUCCUGGAGCUAUUGCCCGGCCCAUCCGGCAAUUGAUGGCCUACUUCCUGAGAGAUUAUCCUGCGGAUAAUAUUUGCCUGUCGCGUUACCACUACCGCCGCAGGAGGUGCCACAAGGAUGAGGUGGAGGAGCCGUUGGUGCAACAUCCCACCCUGCACAUAAGUCGCAAGGGUGAUGAGUACAUCAUAACGCUGCGCCCUUUGAAAGAUCCCAAGACCCUGGCCUCUAGUGCCAACCCCUAUGCGGCCAUGAAGCCUGUAGUCUUCCGCAUCACCAAGGAUCCCAUUGCAGUGGGGCUCCGCCAGAUGAAAGGGAACCUGCAGGACAAGGGAUUUGCCCCGUGCACUUGUCGUCGCCCAGUGGCCAGUUGCUUUUGCCGGAGCCACGUUGAGAAGAAGCGCAUCCAGUACGAAGUGGAAAACGAAUGUCGCCAACGGGGUUGGCCAGAUAACUCCGAUACCUUCGUGUACUCCCUGGACAGCGAUGACGAUGACAGUGAUCGGGAGUACGAGUUUGGAGUCACUCCCCCGGCUGGGGUCAUAAAGCCCGAGCGGAAGGUGCGACCGGACAGGGCUAAUGUGGAGACCCAGUACAUGGACCAGGACUGGGCCGCACCCUCGAUGUAUCCUCAUCCAGCCAACUUCAUGGUCCAAUACGGAGGAUGUGUGAUGGGCGAGCGUAAGAAGAAGUUCGGCUGGCUCCACGGAAAGGGCGAUAUCCAUGCCCCUCCACCGAAGCCUCGUAUGAAGAAUCCGCCCAAGAAGAAACCCCGCAAGCAGCUGCCAUUCCGCAAUGUCGGAGGCUUUGAUGAUCCCCGUCUCUUCGACCCCACCCCUCUGAAUAGACCUUGGCACAGGUCGAAUUCCCCGGGCAGAAUGCAAAUGUAUUGAUAACGAAUCGAUCCUCUUUUAAACUCAAAAUGACUGUUUCGGCUUUUAAAUAAAGCUAGUAUUCCUAAUUUAAA